Molecule: messenger RNA, 2581 nt
Organism: Phaethon lepturus (White-tailed tropicbird)
Lineage: Eukaryota; Metazoa; Chordata; Aves; Phaethontiformes; Phaethontidae
Gene: BICD2
Product: bicaudal D homolog 2 (Drosophila)
Exons: 6
Coding region: 97-2292 (731 amino acids)
Biological process (GO): regulation of microtubule cytoskeleton organization; protein localization to organelle; microtubule anchoring at microtubule organizing center
Cellular component (GO): Golgi apparatus; cytosol
Molecular function (GO): cytoskeletal adaptor activity; dynein complex binding; dynactin binding
Source: RefSeq, a predicted model, not a curated record
GGGCAGGCCCAUACCAACCACAAGAAGGUAGCUGCAGAUGGAGAGAGCAGAGAGGAGACCUUGAUUCAGGAAUCGGCUACCAAGGAAGAGUACUACAUGAAGAAGGUUAUGGAGCUGCAGACAGAACUAAAGCAGCUGAGAAAUGUCCUUGCCAACACCCAGUCUGAAAACGAACGCCUUACUUCUGUUGCACAGGAACUGAAAGAGGUCAAUCAGAAUGUGGAGAUCCAAAGGGCCCGUCUGCGAGAUGAUAUUAAGGAAUAUAAAUUCCGAGAAGCACGUUUGCUGCAAGACUACACUGAGCUUGAAGAGGAAAACAUCUGCCUCCAGAAACAAGUGUCCGUCCUGAAGCAAAAUCAGGUGGAGUUUGAAGGCCUGAAACAUGAAAUCAAAAGGCUUGAAGAGGAAACAGAAUUUCUCAACAGCCAGCUAGAAGAUGCCAUACGGCUAAAGGAGAUCUCUGAACGGCAGCUUGAGGAGGCAUUAGAGACACUGAAGACAGAGCGAGAGCAGAAGAACAAUCUUCGAAAGGAGCUUUCUCACUACAUGAACAUCAAUGACUCCAUGUACAACAGCCACCUGAACAUCUCUUUGGAUGGACUGAAGUUCAGUGAUGAAGCCACAGAGCCCAAUAAUGAUGAAAUCAUGAAUGGAUUUGAACAAAACUGCCUCAGCAAACUCAGCAAUGGCAAGAAUAGUACAUCAACACCCAAGAAAAAUGAAAGCUUCCUGCCAGCCCCAAGUCUGGUUUCAGAUCUUCUAAGUGAAUUAAACAUUUCUGAAAUCCAGAAGCUGAAACAACAGCUUGUACAGAUGGAAAGAGAAAAGGUGAACUUGUUGACAACACUACAGGAAUCUCAGAAGCAGCUGGAAAAUACGCGGGGAGCCCUCUCAGAGCAGCAUGAGAAAGUUGGCAGACUCACAGAAAAUCUGAAUGCAAUGAAGAAGCUCCAGGUCAGCAAGGAACGUCAGUCUGCUCUUGACAAUGAGAAGGACCGAGACAGCCAUGAAGAUGGAGACUAUUACGAAGUUGACAUCAAUGGGCCAGAGAUCCUAGAGUGCAAAUACAAAGUGGCUAUGGCAGAGAUUACUGACCUAAAAGAAGAGCUUAAAAAUCUUAAGGCCAAAUACAAAGAAUGUGAGUCUAAGUAUGAGGAAGAGAAGAGCAGAUAUGAGACUGAGAGCCAAGCUCUCACUGAAAAGAUCACCUCAUUAGAAAAAUCCAGUAGGCAUGAUAGAGAACAGGUGGCCAGACUGGAGAAGGAGCUGAAGAAAGUCAGUGAUGUUGCUGGAGAAACACAGGGCAGCCUCAGUGUGGCCCAAGAUGAACUGGUCACCUUCAGUGAAGAACUGGCCAAUUUAUACCACCAUGUCUGCAUGUGCAACAAUGAAACUCCAAACAGAGUGAUGCUGGAUUACUAUAAGGAAGGUAAAGGUGGACGCAGUAGUCCAGAGACCAAGGGAAGAAGGUCUCCCAUUCUUCUUUCUAAAGGGCUGUUAACUAUAGAGCUAGGAAAGGGAGAGAAUGGAAGCGGUGACAGCAGCCCAUCUCCAGUGUCAUCUCUGCCAUCUCCUGUGUCAGAUCCUCGGAAGGAACCAAUGAACAUUUACAACUUGAUCGCUAUAAUCCGGGAUCAGAUCAAACACCUGCAAGCUGCUGUGGACAGAACAACAGAGUUGUCCAGGCAGCGUGUUGCCACUCAAGAACUUGGGCCAGUGGUGGACAAAGACAAGGAAGCUCUCAUGGAAGAAAUUCUGAAGUUGAAGUCCCUGCUGAGCACCAAGAGAGAACAGAUAGCAACGCUGAGAACUGUGCUGAAGGCCAACAAACAGACGGCAGAGGUAGCCCUUGCCAACUUAAAAAGCAAGUAUGAAAAUGAAAAAGCUAUGGUUACAGAGACAAUGAUGAAGCUGCGGAAUGAGCUGAAGGCUUUGAAAGAAGAUGCUGCUACCUUCUCUUCCCUGAGAGCAAUGUUUGCUACAAGAUGUGACGAAUAUGUCACACAGCUGGAUGAAAUGCAGCGGCAGCUUGCAGCAGCUGAGGAUGAGAAGAAGACUCUGAAUUCCUUGCUUCGGAUGGCUAUCCAGCAGAAACUGGCACUGACCCAGCGCCUGGAACAUUUGGAGCUAGACCAUGAGCAGUCCAAAAGGGUGCGCACAAAAUCUGCUUCCAAAGCCAAGAGCAGUAACCCUAGUGUAAGUCAUAUUCGGUCCUGCGGAGACAGGUCUGAAGGAUCUGUCCUUAACAACCAAGUUUUUUGUAGUGAGAAAUAUAAAAUCUAUUGUGACUAGGACAGGUGUGUAGAAAAAUCAUAUUAUGCAUCUUCUUUUAUGCUGUAACUGCCAGCGUAAAUCCCCACUAUCUAAUGUCGCAGUGAGUUGACUUGUACUAGUAUGUUGUUGAACCAGGUAAUACAAAUUGUAUUAUGGUGGUCUUAACUGUAACUAAUUCAUAAGUAUGGGGACACUAUUAACAAGUUAAUAGUGGAAAGGAAUUAGCUUUUACCACAAUUAACAUGUAUGGGUUUUGCUGUUUAUGGUUAAGUGUUGAAAGAGUACACCAGAUAUACUAUAUCUGGUG